This is a messenger RNA of Cyphellophora attinorum, 1587 nucleotides long. Its product is annotated as Nucleolar protein 56. Gene Ontology annotation, cellular component: small-subunit processome; box C/D methylation guide snoRNP complex. Gene Ontology annotation, molecular function: snoRNA binding. The transcript has 2 exons. The coding region runs from base 1 to 1587 and encodes 528 amino acids. The record is from RefSeq and is a predicted model, not a curated record. NCBI's taxonomy places the organism in Eukaryota, Fungi, Ascomycota, Eurotiomycetes, Chaetothyriales, Cyphellophoraceae.
AUGGCCGAACACCUUCUGUACGAGAGCUCUAUGGGCUACUCGUUGUACAAGGUCGUGCACCAAGGCGAUGCCAUCGGGAACAGACUAAAAGAGGUUCAAGACAGUGUGCAGGACCUUGCAAAGUUCGGCAAGAUGGUGGACCUCGUCAGUUUCCUGCCAUUCGAGUCCGGGCGCAUGGCGCUCGAAGAGCAGAACAACAUCUCCGAAGGCAUUGCUUCCGAAUACCUGCGAUCGUUCCUCGAGCUCAAUCUACCGAACGGUGGCAAGAAAGGCAAAGUCACGCUGGGCGUUUCUGACAAGAUUCUGGCGAACAACAUCAAGGCACACUUCCCCAAGAUUGAGUGCGAGACUGGCGACACGAGUGAGGUCACGGCAGAUAUGCUUCGCGGUAUUCGGUUGCACUUCGAGAAGUUGAGCAAGAAGCUGCGGGAAGGAGACUCUAAGACGGCACAACUCGGUCUCGGUCACGGCUACUCUCGCGCCAAAGUCCAAUUCAACGUGCAGAAAAACGAUAACCACAUCAUCCAGGCGAUCGCCAUCCUCGAUCAACUCGACAAAGCUGUCAACACAUUCUCAAUGCGAGUCCGCGAAUGGUACGGAUGGCACUUCCCGGAGCUGGUCAAGAUCGUGUCCGAGAACCACAAAUACGCCAAAGUGGCACUCUUCGUCAAGGACAAGAAGAUGCUGACGGAAGACAAUCUCCAUGACCUGGCAGCUAUCGUCGAUGACGACGAGGAAAUUGCAAAGAGCAUCAUUCACACAGCUAAGAUCAGCAUGGGUCAAGACAUUUCGGCCACCGAUAUGGACAACGUCACGCUCUUCGCCGAACGAGUGGUUAGCCUGGCCAAUUAUCGCAAGACACUGCACAGCUAUCUCGUCUCUAAGAUGGGCGUUGUCGCUCCCAAUCUGGCGACCCUUAUUGGGGAAGUCGUCGGAGCUCGUCUCAUCUCACACGCUGGAAGUCUUACCAAUCUAUCCAAAUACCCUGCCUCAACUGUCCAAAUUCUGGGUGCCGAGAAGGCUCUCUUCCGCGCGCUGAAGACUAAAGGAAACACCCCGAAGUACGGUCUGCUAUAUCACUCCUCGUUUAUUGGACGAGCUGGCCAGAAGAACAAGGGUCGGAUCUCCCGCUUCCUCGCCAACAAAUGUUCUAUUGCCUCCAGGAUCGACAACUUCUCCGAGUCACCAUCAACAGUGUUCGGCCAAGCUCUGAAGAAGCAGGUCGAAGAGCGUCUUGACUUCUACGCUAGUGGUACAGCACCUACCAAGAAUGAGGUGGCAAUGAAAUCAGCAAUGGACACAAUACUCUCACAGAUGGACAUCGAUGAACCGACAGACGAAAAGGCUGAGGCUAAAGCCAACGACGAGCUCUUCGACACAGAGCCAACGGCUGUGCAGAAGAAGGAGAAGAAGAAGAAGGACAAAGAGGAGAAGAAAGACAAGAAGGACAAGAAGGACAAGAAGAAGAGUCGCGAGUCCGACGUCAAUGGUGCGGAAGAGGUUGUGGAGAAGAAACGGAAACGAGACUCGGAAGUCAACGGCGAUGGUGAGCGAAAGAAGAAGAAGAAAGACAAGACUGCCCGGUAG